Messenger RNA from Oppiella nova, 1062 nucleotides. The record is from the annotation of a GenBank genome assembly. NCBI's taxonomy places the organism in Eukaryota, Metazoa, Arthropoda, Arachnida, Sarcoptiformes, Oppiidae.
AUGAUUAAAUUACAAAUUCUUUCUGAUGCCUCGCACGGCAAUGGUACCAUGAUGGUUAAAGAUAUUGUAUGCACACACCGAGUUUAUGGUUAUGUGAGUGUUACACCUAAAGCCGAUUUAAUGGCAAUGGAAGAACCCCUUAUUAAAUAUUAUGGCCAAUCAAAGGGAAAAGCAUUGUCUCUAAUAGCCAUCGGCGGUAAUCACAGUAUGUCAGAGUCCAUGAAGUACGCGGUCGAGCAACCACAACUGUUUACAAUAAACGUGAUUUCAUAUUUGAACCAAAAUAACCUCGAUGGUCUGGUUGUCGACACGAGUAUGUGGUUUCCCCGGGAUAAUGUUCCUGGGUACGUUAACCUGAUGGCUACACUUAGAAAGCACUUUGGUACCGAUAAUCCGAUUAUUACAGCCCAAUGCACCGUCGGAUUGUUACCUAUGGCCGACGUAACCCAAAUGGUGAAACAACUGGCCAUACUUACGCUAUACCAGUGCGAAUUGCACAUAAAUGACCGUGAUGCUAUCAGUGACCUAGAGUCAAGCGAUAGUAUAGCUGUACCUGCUGAUCCUUUAUUAACGGCGGUUAGUAACGGGUGUCUCAUAGGGGACGCCAAUGCGUUAAAGUCGUCGUUAUUGAUGGCCAUAGCCGCCACACCGGCAAACCAAGUAGACACCCAUUUAGCCUUUGCCUCACACGAUGCCGGGGUUUCGAAGGACACCCAUUGGUCACCCUUUGUGGCGAUCUAUAAGAUUUGUUUGAAUACCUCGUUGUAUCCAAGUUUACCCGCAUUUGCGGAGUACGGUCCCGCACGACCAGGUCCAUUAGCCGGGGCACCUUCCCCAUUUUCCUUUUUAUUCACUAAUGUCCAUGAGCGUCCAAAGAAUGGCAAGAACGAUGAUGCGUGUCCAUUUAUCACUUCUGCCAACAAUAACUGCCAAUACAUAUUUAGUACCGAAAACCUUUCUAAGUGUAGCCAUCAGGUUAACGUACCCAGGAACAUUAUCCCGGGGAAACCACAUACUCGUGUCGACAACCAGGCCAUCGAGGUUAUUUUGGUUCAAAUAUGA